Messenger RNA from Anolis carolinensis (green anole), 2653 nucleotides. It is a transcript of the gene pars2, whose product is annotated as prolyl-tRNA synthetase 2, mitochondrial. NCBI's taxonomy places the organism in Eukaryota, Metazoa, Chordata, Lepidosauria, Squamata, Anolidae. Gene Ontology annotation, molecular function: proline-tRNA ligase activity; ATP binding. The record is from RefSeq and is a predicted model, not a curated record. Gene Ontology annotation, biological process: prolyl-tRNA aminoacylation. Bases 306 to 1724 code for a protein of 472 amino acids. Gene Ontology annotation, cellular component: mitochondrion; cytoplasm. The transcript is spliced from 2 exons.
GAUGUGUUGUUAACUUCUUUGGGUUUUCUUAGGGAAUGAAUACACAGAGACUCUUGAAUCUUAGAAAAAGGUGCCAUAGACUUACGCAGGAACCAUAGAGGCAACGAGCUAGGACUUGCCUAACGCGUAGUAAUUCCCGAGACAAGGCUGCUUCAAGUCUCGCGAGAUCUCUGACCUCUCAGAAUCUGAAAUCCCGCGGCAACCCCGGAAGACCAGCGCUCAUGCGCAGCAUGGGGCGUCAGAGCUGACGGCGCGCUCUUUAGUCCUGCUUAGCGUUUGAUUGAAAAAGAAUUUUCCUCUCUGGAAUGGAUGGGCUGUUUAGAACAAGAAAUAUGCUACUUCCUAGUUUGGCAGUUUGGUGUCAAAAACAGCAACGAUGUUGCAGGUUUUAUUGCAAUCUUCAAACCAAACGAAAGCAUGUAUCCCAGCAUUUUCAGUCUAUGAAUUUGCGAGAGGAAAGCAUGGUCUCCAAGGAGGGCAAACCUGUGGAAAUGACAUGUAAAAGUCAGAGACUGAUGUUACUAGGAGGCCUGAUUUGUCCUGCCAGCCCCGGUUGCUACCAUUAUAUGCCGUAUGCAGUCCGAGCAAUGGAGAAGCUGAUCAAGGUGAUAGACCAAGAAAUGCAGGCCAUUGGUGGUCAGAAAAUGAACAUGCCCACAUUGUGCUCAGCAAAGCUCUGGAGAGACAGUGGCAGGUGGGAGCUGAUGGGCAAGGAACUUUUGCGAAUGAAAGACCGACAUGGCCAGGAAUAUUGUCUAGGACCUACCCACGAAGAGGCCAUCACAGACCUCAUAGCUUCCCAAGGCUGCUUGUCCUACAAACAGCUUCCCCUCUUAUUAUAUCAGGUAACAAGAAAGUUUCGGGAUGAGCCAAAGCCACGCUUUGGAUUGCUGCGGGGUCGAGAAUUUUAUAUGAAGGAUAUGUACACCUUUGAUGCCUCGAAGGAAGCUGCCCUCCAAACCUAUGAAUGUGUGAGCAACGCUUACAGCAAUAUAUUCAACAACUUAGGCCUUCAGUUUAUAAAGGUUCAAGCUGCUACAGGAAGCAUCGGAGGAACAAUGUCUCAUGAAUUCCAACUCCCUGCUGAGGUUGGUGAGGACCAACUGAUGAUGUGUGCAAACUGUGACUUUUCAGCCAAUGUUGAAACAAUGAACUCCAAUGAAAUGGGUUGUCCGGUUUGCAAAGGAAAACUAAUCGAAAGCAAAGGGAUUGAAGUUGGCCAUACCUUUUUCUUGGGCACCAAAUACUCUUCUGUUUUUAAUGCAACUGUCCACACUGCUCAAAAUAAGCCUGUUUUAGCUGAAAUGGGCUGCUAUGGAUUGGGGGUGUCACGGAUCCUUGCAGCCUCCAUCGAGGUGCUUUCUACAGAGGAUGCUAUCCGUUGGCCAGACCUCAUUGCACCUUAUCAGGUCUGCCUUAUUCCUCCAAAGAAAGGUAGCAAUGAGGAGAAAGGAGCAAUACUCUUGGAAGAAUUAUAUGAUUUUAUUUCUGAAACAGUCCCUCGGCUUAAAAAUGAGAUGGUGCUGGAUGAUCGGACUCGGCUCACCAUUGGCAAAAGGUUAAAAGAUGCUAAUAAACUUGGAUACCCCUAUGUUAUAAUAGGUGGUAAGAAGGUUUUUGACAAACCUUCUUUAUUUGAACUACAUAAUCAAAACACAGGUGAAAUAUUAUUCCUCACCAAAGAGGCCAUUAUUGACUUGCUAAGUAAAGUACGAACUUUGUAAAUACUAGAUAUGUGACUUUUGAGUACUGGAGUUGUAACAUUUUCCUUUGUCAUAUUAAACACAUGAUCAUGGGAUAUUAUACCCUACCGCAAGGGAUUAAAAUGAAAUAAAUAUAGUGCUGCCUUCCAUCUCAAAGCAUCAUUUGGAUGGGCUGGUCCAUUGACUUCAAUGACAAGGACAGCUCCUACUGCAAAAGAUGAAUGUUUUAUUUCGAGGCUGGUCAUUUUUGAAAUUAAGCGGAUCUUUGGUUAACACAGUGUAAUAACAGCAUCCUACCAGGAAAGGAUGGUUUACUUUAAUUUGAUUUUUUUUAAAAAAUAAAGUAUUUGAAAGUUAAGCUUUCUUUGUGGAAGCAGCCCCAUUUUAUUAUCCAGCCAUCAUUAUUUAUACAAGUUUUGAAAACUAGGUAGAAAAGAUUAAAGAGCAUUUGUUUUUCUCAUAUUUCUCUUUAUUGUGCUGUCCUUCGGUUAAGUGCUGAAAUGGACUAAUCCUGUGUGAUCAUCUGCUAAGAGUGAGGUAGGGAGAAUAUAUUGAAUUUUGGCCACAUUUGUAUUCAGUUGCCUAUUAAUAGCGGGCCUUAAUUAACCAGAAACUGCCUGGAAUGAUUGAGAUGGACAUUGCCUAAUAUUAUAUGAAGUUGAUGUUCAUGGUGUGUAAAUAAAACACAUGUUGUUCCUUUAAGGUAUAUACCCUUGAACUGUACAUUGACUUAAAGCUGGUAUGUUUCAUGAUAUUGUUGAUCAUGAAAUAAAUUGCAAACAUCAAUCUGGGAGACCAGUCUUCUAGGUGAGCCAGUUGAAUCAACUCUUAGUUGAAAGCUUGGCAGUAUUACUAGGAAGUCUCUGUUGGUACUUAUUCUGUCUUUGAGAUCAUGUACUGUAAUAUCAGUAUUUGUAAGCAUAUUAUUAAAAUUCAUGCAAUUACUUGAA